Messenger RNA from Sciurus carolinensis (gray squirrel), 2067 nucleotides. RefSeq names its product lymphocyte antigen 9 (gene Ly9). Bases 12 to 1973 code for a protein of 653 amino acids. Gene Ontology annotation, cellular component: external side of plasma membrane. The record is from RefSeq and is a predicted model, not a curated record. Gene Ontology annotation, biological process: T cell activation. The transcript is spliced from 10 exons. Lineage: Eukaryota; Metazoa; Chordata; Mammalia; Rodentia; Sciuridae.
UCUGAAAACAGAUGAUCAUGGAGGGCCCAAAGAACCAUGCAGAUAACUGGGCUGUAGGAGUUUUCUUCAAUAAACCACAAGAGAGUCAGCCACAAAUGCGUUCUGUUCUAUGGACCUCUCUCUUCUUCCUGUUCAUGGGACUAGGAUCCUCUGAAAAAGACUCAACUCCAAUGGUGGUGUCAGGGAUCUUAGGAGGUUCCGUAACUCUCCCCCUAAACAUCUCAGUAGACACAGAGAUUGAGAAUGUUGCCUGGACUGGCCUUAAUGAAGCUCUUGUUUUAGCACGUCCCAAAGGAGAUCUAACCUUUUUGGUCAAAAGCUAUGAGAAUCGAAUAAACAUCAGUGGGAACUACUCCUUGUACAUCAGAAACCUAACUCAGAAAGAUGCAGGAUCCUACAAAGCCCAAGUAAACCAAAAGAAUUCUGAAGUCACUGCUAAGAAGGAAUUCAUCCUGCAUGUCUAUGAGCAUGUACAGGAGCCUCAAGUCACCGUGAAAUCCAUAAUCAUGUCUGAGAAUGCUUCCUGUAACAUCACCCUGAUGUGUUCUGUGAAGGGGUCAGAAAACGGUGUCCUGUACAGCUGGACCCAGAGGGACACCAACACUUCUGAAUCCUAUACGGGCUCUAUCCUCACUAUCUCCCCAAAGCUCUGCGAUCCAGACCUGUCAUACACCUGCACAGCCCGGAAUCCAGUCAGCCAGAGCAGCUCUCGCCCUGUGCAGGCCUGGCACUUCUGUACAGGAACCUCCAGCAUAAACACAAUGGGGGAGACAGUGGUAGGGACCCUGGGAGAGCCAUUCACCCUGCCUCUGGCACUCCCAGUCAGUCAAGACACAGAAAACAUUGUCUGGAAGUUUAACACAUCUCUGAUCAGCAAGGAGUGGAAAGGAGCAGCAAUGGCAGAUCCACUUAUUAAGCCCAACGGUUCUGAUGAGAGCAGGGUGUGGGUCUCCAGUCAAGACUACUCCCUGAAGAUCAGCCAGCUGAAGAUGGAGGAUGCUGGCCCCUACCAUGCCUAUGGGUGCUCAGAGGCCUCCAGAGUCACCAGUAUGAGACAUGUCAUCCUGCUCGUCUACCGGAGGCUGAGGAAGCCAAAUGUCACCUGGAGGCUCAUGCACACCGAAGAUGGCAUCUGCAGGCUCAGCCUGACCUGCUCCGUGGAGGAUAGUGGUAACAAUGUGACAUACACAUGGAGCCCCAUGCAGAAGGGAGCUAUUGUGUCCCAAGAGGGAUCGCAUCUCAAUGUCUCCUGGAGAAGUAAUGAAAAUCACCCCAACCUCACAUGCACAGCCAGAAACCCUGUCAGCAGCAGCUCCCACCAGUUUCUUUCCAGGAACAUCUGUUCAGGGCCUAAGGAAAACAAACUGCUUUGGAUUUGGCUCUCCCCAGGUUUCAUCCUUCCAUUGUUGGGCAUCUUCAGCUGGUACAUGUGGAAGAAAAGAAGAUGGUGUUCAGUGCCAGCCUUCGGUUACAGCCAAGCUGAGGUCCCAGCUGACACACCAGAACCCACGUCUGGCCACACUGUAUACACUAUGAUCUCCCAAGGGUAUGAGAAGCUGGACAUCCUCCCUAAGACUGCCAACCACUGGUCUAGGCCCACCUCUGACACCAGCUCCAGCAGCAACAUCACAACUGAAGAGGAGGAUGAGGAGAGAACCCCGAUGCACAGUUCUGUCAACGGAAAAGAUGAGGUGUAUGACUGGGUCACUCAGGACGUUAGACAAGACUCAGCCCCUGAGGGGCAAACAGAGUAUGUCAUUCUAGAUGACACAGCAGUUGGAUCUGUGGUUGAAGGGGAUUUGGAGUACAUGCAAGUGGUCCUUAAUCUGCAGGAAAAGAACUCGGCUCCUCAGAAGAAAGAGAGCUCAGUCACAAUCUAUUGCUCUAUACAGAAACCUCAGAAGGUGGUGCCACCGCCACAACAGGAUGAUCUUGAGUCUUCUGAAAUCCCUACCUAUGAAAAUUUCACCUGAAAAGAAAAGCAGUUUCUACCUCUCUCCUGCAGCCCUGUGGUUGGAAAAGCAACUGGACCUCAUGAAAGUGAAGUGCUCCUGCAGAUAGAAGCGC